Molecule: messenger RNA, 3671 nt
Organism: Bombyx mandarina (wild silkworm)
Lineage: Eukaryota; Metazoa; Arthropoda; Insecta; Lepidoptera; Bombycidae
Gene: rush
Product: pleckstrin homology and FYVE domain containing family member rush hour
Biological process (GO): endosome to lysosome transport; endosome organization
Cellular component (GO): early endosome
Molecular function (GO): metal ion binding; phosphatidylinositol binding
Source: RefSeq, a predicted model, not a curated record
UAGUGAGAUUCAUAGACCAUCGUCACCAAUAAACAACAUUUGCUGAAACUGUUACCUACUAAGUGACACAUUCGCUCGAAUUGUUCUGUGUCUUUAAGAAAAAUAAAUUUCGAUAAUGGUGGAUCGUUUAGUGAAUAGUGAAGCAAAUGCAAGAAGAAUUGCAAUGGUGGAGAGCUGCUUCGGCAGCUCGGGACAACCUCUAGCAGAGCAAGGGCGGGUCCUUGUCGGUGAAGGUGUCUUGACAAAAAUUUGCAGGAAAAAACCAAAGGCACGACAAUUCUUUUUGUUUAAUGACAUUUUGGUGUAUGGCAAUAUAGUUAUUAACAAGAAAAAAUACAACAAGCAACAUAUCAUUCCAUUAGAGGAGGUUAAGCUGGAGUCACUGAAAGAUGAAGGACAAUACCGUAAUGGAUGGUUAAUCCGUACUGCAUCCAAAUCAUUUGCUGUGUAUGCUGCUACAGCCACAGAAAAAGAAGAAUGGAUGGCUCAUAUUGAAAAAUGUAUAGAAGAUUUAUUAAGAAAAAGUGGCAAGCAACCUCCUUCAGAGCAUGCAGCUGUUUGGGUACCAGACAAUGAAGCCUCAAUAUGUAUGCACUGUAAGAAAACACAGUUCACUGUGAUAAACAGAAGGCAUCAUUGCCGCAAGUGCGGGUCCGUGGUGUGCGGUCCGUGCUCGUCGAAGCGGUACAUCCUGCGCGGCCAGAGCGACAAGCCGCUGCGCGUGUGCCUGCAGUGCUACGACGAGCUCAGCAGGGAACGCGUCCGACCCCCCAACCAGCAGCAGACCUCGGCCAACACCACGCCCGUUAAAACCGAUACGGCCGGUUCCGGAGGGGACUCCUCGGGCGACGAAGACAGUGAUGACGAUGAUAUCAAUGCCGAAGAGAAACACGACGAGGGAUUCACGAGUUAUAAUGGUGUGAAAAACGGAUUGGGAAAUAAAGUCACAACAGUAUAGUACAAAAUAAUGCUGUCCAAAGUUCUACGGUGACAGCGAAAAGACUGAAGAGACCAACAAUCAUUCGUCCAAGGAAGCCGCAAAGUAAUUGUUGAGAAACUGUCCAACGCUGUCCAUAAUAUACAUACAGGUAAAUUUAAAUGUUUUCAAUGUUAUUAAGAAUAAUAAGACGAAAUUACUUUGAUUAAUUUUAAAAUGAUUAUUCACGUUUUUAAAUUUUUUGGAUAAAUAUGUAUGUAAAUGUAUAAAUGACUAAUUUAAUAUACCUAACCGUAGUUAAUACUUAUCGUCAUACAAACAAACUGCGUUUGCCUGUAAAUUAUCCUGCUGCAUUCAUUUAUAUGAACUGAGGGAAUAUUGUAUUAGUAUAUAUUUUUUUUUAAAAUUUCAAAUGACAAAAUUCAAUUUGUGUAAUUUGUUUUCAAUUUUAGAUAAUUUUAGUUAAAUUUAUCAUUGAGAUGGAAAUGAUCUUUCUGAAGUGUUAAAGGAACGAUAUCGAAAUAAGAAAAGAUAAUAUAGAACCUAAAACAAUAUUUAUUUGAAUAGAAACAAACUGUUGUUGAGUUGCUGCAUAUUGGCUUAACCCCUUAACACUUAGAGCUCUUGUUCACCCAUCUAAGCAACAAAAAAAUAAAGGUGAAUCAUACCACUGAUGUAGUAGGUGUUAUCUUAUCUUGAUCAUAACUACUUAGCGGUGUUGACAUAUAGGAUUGUGGUACCUGCCACUGUGGGCUCACAAUAAAUAUGCUAACUCAAAUUUUGUAAAGUAUUAAAACGAAUUAUAGUACUGGUUUGUGUGGGUACAUUGCGUGCAUUACAAAAACAAUAAUUGACUUGAAUUUCGGAUUCAUAUUAAACAAUUCAAAAUACAUAAUAUUAUUAUUAUGGUCCUAAUGUAUUAUAGAUAGGCUACCAUACAGAAUAAAAAAUAAAUUAAUAGACUUAAGGGGUCAAGUCCCUAAGAAAACUACAAACGAAUGAGUAUUAAACUGAUUUUUAUAGAAAGCAAACCCAACCCCCUAACUUCCGAGUUCGAGUAAAAGACUGUUUAAAUUCAAAAAAAAUUUUGUGCAUUUCGAACAAAUUUCAAUUUUUUGAAUGUAUCAGAAUUCAACAAAACUAUAAUGCAAACCGAAUUCGGUAAAGGUUUCGAACACACCCUGUAUAUGAGUUGCGUCCUUUGAAAAUAGGUAUUUAAAGAAAAGUGUGCUGUUAAAAUUGACCAGUACUCCACCAAAUAUGGCCUUCUUAAAUUUAUACAUUAGAUAGUUACAGUUAAAGUUGAAAGAAUUCUCGUCUGAAAUUGUUAUGAAUAGUUUUUCGAUUAGAUCUUUUUUUAAUAUCAUUAAAUGAUUUGCUUUGUUUGAAGUCGGUUCAAAUGUUAACAUAUAGUGUUAAUUCGCAUUGAUCAAGUGACUAGCGUGAAGAUCGCUGCCAAGAUGGUAACUCAAUAUGUUUUAUGGUGACAGUAAAGUCAAGUAUUUUCGUAUCAACUAUUUUUACGAAGAUACGCGUGACGCAAAUAUCUGGCAUAUGUUUAUAUAUCAAAAGCCUAUGGUUUUCUGUGGUAUUUGUGUUAUUUACAUAACUUCAGAUUAUAAGUAAACACAGCAUGCAAUAAAUACCAAUUAAUGAAAUUGACUGCACUACUUCGCCAAUACACUAUUUUAUACCAUACUAUAUACUCGAUUAUUAAGCGGCUAGCUGGGAUGAUGGUAUGUAAAAAGGCGCAAUUAACUUCAAAGGGUCACUCGCGAAGGAAUGCGAUAUACUGUAUCUCCGAAUAGCCAGCAGUAUAGCUCGAAACAUGUCUAUAUAAAUAAUCGUCAUUGCACCCAAUUUCACUGUAAAUCCAUGCCAGUCUUGGUAAAAGAGAGGUAAAUUGUACCCAUGCAUGUGUACAACGUGUUCCAUUAAGGCUUUCGGUAGGCAGCGGCUUGGCUCUGCCCCUGGCAUUGCUGAAAUUCAUGGACGACGGUAGCCACUCACCAUCAGGUGGGCCGUAUGCUCGUCUGCCUACAAGGGCAACAAUAAAAAGGCUUUUCUGGAAAAAACGAUUUUCGCAAGUCAACAAAUUAAGGUGAAUCAGCCAAAUCAGGACGUUUCGUUUGUUAAUUAAUUAUUGAUAAAAAAUAUUUAUUGUUUUUGCUUACAACAUUACGGUGGUUUUAACGGAUGUUUUAAAAGUGUUUAGUUAAAAUUAAUUAAUAAGCAAUGUUAUUUUAGAUACAUAUUUAAUAAUUUACACGUGGAAUAUAUAUUAUUGUAAUUAGUAAAACACUUAUAGUUUUCUAUUUUGCUAUAUAUUUGAAGUGUUUAUAUCGAGAUAACGUUUAUUUGAAAAUUUUACUUUCCGAGUCUUGUAAUUAGAGCAUCACAUUUUAAAAGUAAACAUUUUCAUUUCAACGUAUUCUCUAGCACUGUUUUUUGUAUAUUAGAAAUUAGUUUAUAAGAGGUGCAUUGAAUAACGUUAAGUCGUAUUUAGUUUCAUAAUGAAACAAUAUUAUGUUUUAUAUAAAAAAAUAUAAGUUAACGAAAUGUUAGAUUGAAAGUCACUUUUUAUUUAUUAACGACCUAUUAUGUAAACUAGGCCUAAACAUGAGUAACCAAUGCGUGCAUUGUUUUUGUUAAUUCCAGAAUUAGAACUAAGCGUAAUAUGUUAAGAUAUUGUUUAAUUUUUCAGUUGACAAAAAUAUACAACUAUUUUUUAGAA